GCAAAGCCAGGCGCGACGCGAGCCCGGCCGCGCCGGCGACGCGGUUGAGGUGCGUGAAGUGGUGCGCGCGGAAAUGUGUGGCGGCGCAGCGGGACCCGUUUGAAGCUCCUGCCGCAGCGCCGACGACGUACAGGGUGGCGGAAGCGCGGGCCGCCGUGCUGGCGCCGGGCGGCCGUCGAGGGAAAGGCGAGUCUCCAAAAAAAGUGGCACCCGCUGGCAGAUGUUAUGCAGAUGCGCCGGGACUUUUCCGAGCGACAGUCUACAGACUUGGCCAGUUGCUUGGUGUCCAACUGAACAGAGCGAGGACGUUUGGGCCAGCUUCGCCAGUCGGAGGGAGUGCCAGUUAGUUUACUCAAUGAGCAAACUAUGCGGGACUGGUGACCUCGAGCUAGGGGGGGCGCCUCAUGGACGGCCGGAAGCGGGCGGCGGGCAUGCCGAAUCACGUGGCCAAAAGCCCCGCAGCGGAGCACAUUCGCCCGGAGCCGCCGCCCCCGAAGCGGUUGCCGAAAGACGUGGAGCCUAUUCCCGGGCCAUCUACCGAGAAGCGGGCCGCCCGGGCGAGAACGGGCCCGCGGGGCUGUUCCAGGUGUGGGGCGCGCAGCUUCGGAGCCGGCUCAGGGCGCGACCCGGCGGGCCAUCCGGCCGGAGCCGCAGGCACGCAGGGG
Amoebophrya sp. A120 is the source of this 665-nucleotide messenger RNA. NCBI's taxonomy places the organism in Eukaryota, Dinophyceae, Syndiniales, Amoebophryaceae. The record is from the annotation of a GenBank genome assembly.